AUGUUCUCUCCCCAACAACAUGUCCCGCAACACUACAACAACGUACUCGUCCAGCACCACUCACACUCACCGUCCACGACGACGUCCUCAUCCUCCCGCUCCCUCCCACCACACCACCCACACCGUCCCGCCUUCGUCGCACAGGCCGUCCCCUCCGUCACAUUCACCCCCGACGGCGUCCGCUACGGAGAUGCCCACUCCACCUCCACUCGCUCCUUCACGCCUAUCAAGGAGGUCGGCGACGGCUCCUUUGGCACCGUCGUCCUCUGCGAUUGGCAUGGGCAACUACCCCCCAAUACACCGCUUCCCGCCAUGCAGGCUGGCGCCGGCGCUCGCCCGGACUACGCCAACAAGCGUCUCGCCGCCGUCAAGAGGAUGAAAAAGAAGUGGGAGGGCGGCUGGGACGAGUGUAUGCGUUUGAAGGAACUCGAGGCCCUCCGCGCGAUACCCAUCCAUCCGAACAUCAUCCCCCUCUACGAUGCCUUCCUCCUCCCACAGACAAAGGAGCUCUACUUCGUCUUCGAGCCCAUGGAGGGCCACCUCUUCCAGCUCAUCAAGGCUCGCAAGGGCAGACCCCUCGCCGGCGGCCUCGUCGCCUCCAUCUUCCGCCAGAUCGUUUCCGGCCUCCAUCACAUACACGCCUCGGGCUACUUUCACCGCGACAUGAAGCCCGAAAACGUCCUCGUCACAACCACCGGUCUUUACGACUACCCGAACCUUUCCCCCGUCGCUCCCCCAAACGCUCCCCCAGAGAAGGACGUCGUCGUCGUCAUCAAGCUCGCCGACUUUGGUCUCGCGAGAGAAACGAAGAGCAAACCACCGUAUACGGAGUACGUCUCCACAAGAUGGUACCGCGCCCCCGAGGUGCUCCUCAAGAGCAAGGACUACUCAAAUCCCGUCGACAUGUGGGCGCUUGGCACUAUCAUGGCCGAGCUCGUCAACCUUCGUCCCCUCUUCCCCGGAAAAGGAGAGAUCGACCAGAUUUCGAAGAUCACUGAGAUUCUUGGCGAUCCCUCUGACGAGUACGGCUAUGAUCAGAGAGGCAAAUCAAUCGGAGGUGGCAAGUGGUCGAGGGGGUUGAAGAUGGCGAAAGCGGCCGGGUUGGCCCUGCCCAAGACGCCACCCAAGAAUUUCAAUGCCAUGUUCGACCACAACGUCCCUCCUAAACUGGUGGAGUGUAUCGCGGACUUGCUCAAGUAUGAUCCCGCCGCACGUCUCACCAGUCGGCAAUGCCUCGAACACCCGUAUCUCUUGGAAACCGCUCCCCGUAUCACACCCCCACAGCCACCUCUUCUCAUCUCCACUUCUGUCCCCAAUCGUACCGGUCUCCCCACGCCCGUCUCCCUCAACGCCGUCUCACCUCGGAAUCUGCCCCCAUCCCACUCACAUCCAUCCCCUCAUCCCGUGCAUAUCGUCCACCUUCCCGAUCAGGCCACAUCACAUCGACAAUCCUUCUAUGCCUCUUCAGACGCGCCGUCCCCUCGGUCCGAGUAUUCCUCAGAUCCUCAUUACGCUCAUGUUCGCCAUUCGUCACAGCUGUCCGACAUGCCGCCACCGCCACCACUUCAACACUCCGCGACGUUCUCCACCGUGUCUUCCUAUCAGAGCAUGGAACCCUCACCGCAGAUCCCCCAGUCCGACUGGAACAUGUCCCCACACGGCGAGAUCCACGAGGAGUACGUCGUGGAUGGACAUGGACACCCGAUGGAGAUUCAGACUUCACCCGUUCUGCGGGAGUACCCGCAGCGACCGCCGAUCGAGGAUCCGAUGCAAGACACGACGAAUGGGGCCCUGCACGAAGUUACCUCUGGUACUCGCUUCCCGAAGCUCGGCACCAUCAAAUUUGGAGGAAAUAAGCCGUCCAAGUGGGGAGGACUCGGGAACAUGUUCGGAGGACACGGGGACAAGGGCCAGCCCGUGGCGCCUGGGUUGCCACCCGUGGACGAGCACAUGGCGGCGUCGUCGAACUCGACGCCGUCGCUCAAGCGGACGCAGUCGUCGAGUACGGACAGCCGGUCGUUGCCCGAGGUCGAACCACAGCGGGAAGCGAAGGAUCCGAAGAAGGAGAAGAAGUUGGCGGAGAAGAUGGCGAGGGAGGCGGAGAGGCAGCGGCGCGCACAGGCGGAGAAGUCGCAUCGGCAACAGGCGAGGGCGGUCAUGGAGAAGCGGAACCAGGUGAUCAUGCAGAACCACACGAAGCAGCAGCUCGAGUGGAAGUGGCAGCACUCCGGCAGCCUCCUCAACCCGGCCGAUGCACCUCGGCCACCACAGGCGGAUCCGAAACACAAGACGGCGUCGUCGUCUGGAUUGGGCGUACGACAGCAAUCGCAGGCUUCGUCCAGCCUCGGUCCGUCGUCGUACGAUUGGAGUCGGGACGAGCGGAUGGCAAAGGCGAGGAAGCGGGAAUACGACGACGAUCAUUCGAUGUCUUCCUCCGACGUUCAGAGCAUCGGUCCGGUCUCGAUGAUUUCUUUUGCUACCAUCGACAGCGAUCCUGGUCCUUCACGGCUCGCUCACCGGCCAAGCAUGCUCGGGCUGAAUCGGGUGACGACGGCGUCUUCUACGGGUUUCGACGAUUUCCCGGUUUCGGCGAGGUCAUCGAACUCGUUAUCGCACGAGCAGCAGCUGGCGAACGAUUUCCGGACGCGCGCGUCGGUGGCUCCUGGGGGAUCGUUAUCGGACGUGGGUUCGCCGCCUAUGCACGCGCUGUCGUUAUCGCCUUCACAUUCGUGGCAGACCGUUCAUCAGUCGCCGAAUCUCACCAUGGGCCAUCCACAGCCGACGAGGUUGACGAUACCGCAACAAGGCGGUCAUCCUCCACUGCCCUACAACGGACACGUACAUGGGCAUACACCAAGCCCUGCACUGGACGCACCGAAGUCGGCGAUCAAUCCUAUCUUCAAAGUGCCUUCGAUGCCUUCGUUGAAACGGGGUGCUCCAGAUCGGCCGCCUUCGGUGCCUCCGCCUUCGUUACCGCCGUUCGCGCAGCUGGAGGCGGUGGCAGGGGGAGAAUAUCCCCCGCCACUGUCGCCGAUGUCGUUCGUCAUGCCGGACGAAGACUUGGACUACUGACUGAUGUUUCUCAUUCUUCUCCCAUCGCUCGCUUCAUCUCUGCAUGCUCCUUUCUUUUCGUCUUCUCUGUGCAUCACAGCAUUUUCUUCCACUUCUCAUCUAUUUAACCACUCUGCUUUACACUCUGUCUCAUAUUCGUCUCUUUAUUCUCUCUCUCUUCUCUUCUCUUUUCGAUAUACUUCGCUCUUGUCCUCGUUAGUUAGUCAAUAUCCUGCUCUGUGGACCACACUCACAAUCACUGCUGCCAACAACAUCGUUGCUCCAUCCGCUCCUUACUCUUUUUCUCUUUUUUCUCCUCCUCCUGUCUCGCGGCUCGCUCGUCUCCUCUCUCUCUCUCUCGUACUCUCUCCGGUACUCUCUCCGCAUUUCUUCUCCUUCUUCUCUACUCACUGACCCAGACAGACAGACAGCCUGCCACCGCCACCGCCAACCGCACGCAAUCAACUUCUUUUUAUUCAACUUCGAUUUCUUACUCUUUCCAUAGCUUUUUCUUUCUUUUCUUUUACUUCUUUUACUUCUUUUGUUGCGCCUUUUGCUGCGUCGUGCUGCUUUUUUUUGUUGCAACUCUUACCGUCACCGUCACCGUCACCGUCACCGUCACCAUCAUUCGUCGUUAUCAGCUGUUUUAUAUUACAUGUCUACCUACCCCACCCCACCCACCUCUCCCUCCC
This is a messenger RNA of Stereum hirsutum FP-91666 SS1, 3743 nucleotides long. RefSeq names its product Pkinase-domain-containing protein. Gene Ontology annotation, cellular component: nucleus; cytoplasm. The transcript has 5 exons. Lineage: Eukaryota; Fungi; Basidiomycota; Agaricomycetes; Russulales; Stereaceae. The record is from RefSeq and is a predicted model, not a curated record. Gene Ontology annotation, biological process: protein phosphorylation; intracellular signal transduction. Gene Ontology annotation, molecular function: ATP binding; protein serine/threonine kinase activity. Bases 1 to 3072 code for a protein of 1023 amino acids.